Molecule: messenger RNA, 1189 nt
Organism: Chroicocephalus ridibundus (black-headed gull)
Lineage: Eukaryota; Metazoa; Chordata; Aves; Charadriiformes; Laridae
Gene: PRKCSH
Product: PRKCSH beta subunit of glucosidase II
Exons: 10
Biological process (GO): liver development; N-glycan processing
Cellular component (GO): glucosidase II complex
Molecular function (GO): calcium ion binding
Source: RefSeq, a predicted model, not a curated record
CAGCGCGCGGCGGCGGCGGCGGCGGAGGAGGGGGCGCGGGCAGCCGAGGCCUUCGCCGAGCUGGACACCGACGGGGACGGACGGGUGACGGUGACGGAGCUCCGUGCCCGCCCCGAGCUGGACACCGACGGGGACGGCGCCGUCUCAGAGGACGAGGCCCAGGCGCUGCUGGGGGACUCGGCGCCGGUGGACGCUGCCGCCUUCCGCGACCGUCUCUGGGCCACCAUCAAGCAGCGCUACCGGCCCCAGGGCCAAGCCGAACCCUCUGCGCCCCCCCCGGAGCCCCCCCUGGAGGAGACCCCCCCGGAGGAAGAGGAGGAGGAGGAGGAAGAGGCUGAAGAGGAGGAGGAGGAGGAGGGGGAAGGGCCUGAUGAGGAGCUAAAGGUGCCCCCCCCGCAGCACCCCGAGGAGAAGGGGCCCGAGGAGGCCCCCCCAGAGCCCCCCUUCGACGACGCCACCCAGGCCCUGAUCGAUGCCGCCCAGCGGGCCCGCGAGGAGCUGGAGGAGGCCGAGCGAGCCCUCAAGGAGGCCGAGGAGUCCAUCAGGGCCCUGGAGCAGGAGCUGGCCUUUGACUUCGGCCCCCAGGGGGAGUUCUCGUACCUGUACAACCAGUGCUACGAGCUGGGCACCAGCGAGUACAUCUACCGCCUCUGUCCCUUCAAACGCGUCUCCCAGAAACCCAAACACGGCGGCGCCGAGACCAACCUGGGGACGUGGGGGGCCUGGGCCGGCCCCGAGGCCGAUCGCUUCAGCGCCAUGAAGUACGAGCACGGGACGGGCUGCUGGCAGGGCCCCAACCGGGCCACCACGGUGAAGUUGUCCUGCGGGACGGAGACGGCGGUGACGGCCACCACCGAGCCCAGUCGCUGCGAGUACCUGAUGGAGCUGGUGACGCCGGCGGCGUGUCACGCCCCCCCCUCGCACGAGGACCACGACGAGCUCUGACCCCCCCCCAGCCCCCGGUACCACCAUCCUCAACCCCCCCCCGCCCCCGGUCACAGCUCUCCUGGCCGUGCCUCAGUUUCCCCUCGGGGUGGGGGGGUGGUGGCCAUUCCCUCAAGGGGACAAUCCGGGGGGGGGGGUGGUGACAGCACGGUCCCUGCCUCAGUUUCCCCCUCCCACAGCCCGCCGGGAGCUGCCAGAACCUCAAGGGACCACAGGACCCCCCCCCCCCACCCCCCCGGGGGGG